AUGGCUAAACGGCCACUUCUCCACCUCUGCAUGCCGUCGACCUCAAAGCAACACAAUGGGUAUGUGAUUGUUAAACAUGGGUUCUUAUCAAGAUUGUUGCAGAUCAGGUGGAUCCCACGACGCAGCUCCUUCCCCUGCCCUGCAUCGGCGAGCUCCGCCCCCCACCUCUGGCGUGCGGCGAGCCUGAUGCAUGGGACGGCUGGACGACCAACCACGACGGCAACUACGCAUGAGGAACGCGAGCACGUCCUCGGCAUAGAAGAGCCAGAGCGCGUCGUCGACGCCACGCGCCACCGGCAUGGCCAGGGCAUGCCGCUGGCACCGGAGCCCACGGUCACACCGCACGCCGAAGAUGCUCGCCAGCCGCGCCAUGGAGUUCCCGUUGGCCACAGCUCGGCAACACCACAACAGCAUGCGUCACGUCUCACAGCCUCGCCAUGCCGGCUCACGCCACUGUUCCGGCCUUCUCUAGCCAGGGAAGACCGCGCCACCGGGCUACUCGCCUCCUGUUGCUUCCGGCGUUGACCCAGGCGGCUGAUCCGCAGACCAUCACCUCUGCCCUCCCGUCCAUCUCUGCCCAUGCACGCGAGGUGUUUGUUGGAAUGCCACAAGGAGGACAAGGUUUGAGCAAGAUGACGAUGCUAGCGGGUGGGCCCUCUGUUCAACUUAACGGUCAACCGACGGUGUUGACCAUUUAGCGCCAUGUGGACCUAACCAGUGGGCCCGAUAUGUCAGAAAUGAAUUACUUCGACCCAAAUCGGCCAUCAAUGUUUAUUGAGAAAAUUAGCAAGAAAAUCGGUAGAUUUUUAGGGCGCACAAGAAAUGUGGUGGCAAAUCCGAACAUGAACUUAAAAUAUGGUGGUUUUUUGCAAUUCACUCAAUAACAUGUUUAGUGCACGGA
Messenger RNA from Triticum dicoccoides, 901 nucleotides. RefSeq lists its product as uncharacterized. NCBI's taxonomy places the organism in Eukaryota, Viridiplantae, Streptophyta, Magnoliopsida, Poales, Poaceae. The transcript has 4 exons. The record is from RefSeq and is a predicted model, not a curated record. The coding region runs from base 1 to 525 and encodes 174 amino acids.